This is a messenger RNA of Helianthus annuus (common sunflower), 1854 nucleotides long. Its product is annotated as protein FAR1-RELATED SEQUENCE 5-like. Bases 1 to 1854 code for a protein of 617 amino acids. The record is from RefSeq and is a predicted model, not a curated record. NCBI's taxonomy places the organism in Eukaryota, Viridiplantae, Streptophyta, Magnoliopsida, Asterales, Asteraceae. Gene Ontology annotation, biological process: regulation of DNA-templated transcription. The transcript is spliced from 7 exons.
AUGUCUUCUUCAGACUCUGUUGAUCACAUUUCCAAGUGGGUGGAACGUGUAUGCUUAAACAGUGGAAGAAAGUUUUUCAAACCUAAAGUCAGUGGAUCCAUUACACCUUCUGUUGGAAUGUUUUUUAAAUCAUUUGAUGAGGCUUUUGCGUUUUAUCAGAGAUAUGCACUUGCUGCAGGUUUUUCUGCAAGAAAAAAUACUUCUUGGAAAAGUGGUGAUUUAGUGAAAAUAAGAUAUAUUGUCUGCUCAAAAGAAGGAUUUCAUGUUAGCAAUGCAAUAGAUUCUUGUUCAGUUGAUGAAAAUAGUAAAAAGAUUGUUAGACAUAAUAGAGGUUCAAAAAGAAUUGGAUGCAAUGCUCAUGUGAAAUUAAUAUUAGAGAACAAUAAUAUGUUUAAAAUCUACUACUUUGAAAAAGAACAUAAUCAUAUCUUUGUUGAAGAUGAAGAUAUUCAUUUCUUGCCUGCUGCCAGAAAUAUUGAUUAUGUUAAAGAAAGUUUUAUAUCUGGAUUGUCUGCAAUCAAUAUUGGACCUGUUAAAGCAUUCAAUAUUAUGAAAACAAUGUAUGGUGGUUUUUGUGAAGUUUGUGCUAGUAAAGUUGAUUGUAAGAACAAUAGAAGGGAUUUGAAUCUUUACAUAGGAAAGUAUGAUGCAGAAAUGGUAGUUAGGCGUCUUAUUAGGAAGAAAGAAUAUUCUCCUAAUAGAAGAUUGAAAGGACUUUUCUGGGCUGAUGAGCAAUCAAAAACAAAUUAUACACUGUUUGGUGACAUAGUUGGUUUUUAUGCUACUUGUAAAUCAAACAAAUAUGAUUUGAUUUUUGUACCAUUUACUAGGAUUGAUAAUCAUUUUAGGAAUGUCACAAUUGGUGGUGCAUUACUUGGUUCUGAGACUGCAGAUUCUUAUAGAUGGCUUUUAAGGUGCUUUGUUAAUACUUUUGGAAAUGAGCCUAAAGUUGUUGUUACUGAUCAAGAUGCUGCAAUGAAGAGAGCUAUUAAGGAUGUUGGUCCUGUUUUGUCAUCAAACAUUGAUUUUAAUACAAGAAUGACUCAUGUUGUUUGGAAUGAUACUAUUAUUCCAGAAGAUUUUGAAACUGAGUGGCAUUCAAUAAUGUCUACUUUUGGAUUGGAAAAUCAUGAGUGGUUAAAAGAUAUGUACGAUCUUCGAUUUGAUUGGAUUCCCUCUUAUUACCAUGGAGAGAAUUUGGCGGGUCUUAUGCGUACUACGUCUAGAUGUGAAAGCGAGAAUUACUUCUUUGGUCCGUUUUGCAAUCCAAGAUGUACACUUGUUGAAUUUUUCACUCAUUUUGAGACUGCAAUGGAUUUUCAAAGGCAUGAGCAAACGUUUCCUAGAAGAUAUGUUCUUAGAAGAUGGAUAAGAGAUGUUGUUUCAAAUGGAUCAAUUCAUUGCAAUAUUCGGUUUGAUGAAAUUGGUAGGAAUAGUGAAAUUGAUAAAGUUUUUAGAGAAAUCGUUGUUGCAAAUGAGUAUGUGGUUAAUAGGUUGGUUGGGGAUUUAGAUGAGUUGUGUCGUUACAGAGAUCAUAUUAAAUGUUAUAUUGAUAAAGCGGAUGAGGUUAUGGUUGUUGCGCCGCCUCCUAGUCGCAAAGAAAGAUUUGCUGAUAUUGGAGGGAACUUAGAAAAGUCUGAUUCUAUGAUUCGUGUCUCGAUCAAAAUAAGGACCAAAGGAUGCGGUGUACAAAAAAGGAUCAAGUCUAAUCGUGAGAUUGCAAUUCAGAAAUCAUCAAAGAUCCAGAAAUCGUGUUGUGGGGUUUGGUUCUGCAUAAAGGGUGGUUUCCUCUCGUUUGAUUCGAAGAGACAGGUCUUCUUCUCCGAUGAAUACUGCAAAACAGAACACCGUUAG